CUUAUGAUAAUAUUCAAGAUGGCAUAACACUUUGUCGGUGACUCUUGUCCUCUCCGACUUUGUGCCCAUUAAACGUCAUUUUUACGUCAGACUCAGAUUGUCAAGUGUGGAGACAAGAUGGCCACAGGAAGCAGUCUGGUUGUUCCCAUGGUGCUAUGGGGGCGCCGUGCUCCGACACAUUGCAUCUCUACCAUUCUCAUGACUCCUGAUGGGAAGUUCAUUGUUACUGGCUGUAAUGAUGGACAGAUUUGUGUUUGGGAUGUUCUAGAGCAUUUUCAGGUUGCUCCGAGACAUAUGUUGUUUGGCCAUACGGCUGCCAUCAGUUGUUUGGCUGUUGGAAGUGAACAUAAAGAGAGGCGUUACGUUGUCAGCUCUUCAGAAAAUGGAGAAAUGUGCCUGUGGGAUGUAAGUGAUGGUCGCUGUGUGGAGAACACAAAGACUGAUAAAGUACACUCAGACAUAGUGGCAUUUCACCUGAAGUCGUCCAAAGCUUUACGUCUGAUCUGUAAUGGUUACUAUGAUGAGGUGGUCAUCAUUGAUCCUCUGAACCUGGAGAUUGUUUACUCCCUGGUGGCCCGGGUGGAGUCAGAUUGGGUCAGCGCAUGUUGCGUUCUCUCCCCUCCAAGCAGAGAUGAUGAUGUGAUUUUGGCCAUCACUAACUCAGGCAGUGUCAAAGUUUGGACCUUGUCAAUGCCAGAAAGCAAGGGCAACAAAGUGCCAGAGGAUGAGUCCAAGCAGAUCCGCUGUCUCAAUGCACAAACUCUGAAGUGUUGUCCUGGCAACCUUAGGACGGUGCUGAUUGUUUGUAGCAAGUAUUGGCAGGUUUAUAGUUUUAGGAGCCGCUCACGGGCCGACACUCAGGACGUGAUCUACGAUGCCAGUGAUUUCACACUUCUGUGUUCUGAGUCUAAUCGUCGAGGAGAGAGAUGGACGGGCGGAGAUUUCCUCAGUGUUGACCGAGUCAUUGUAUGGAGCAAUGAGGGACGGGGCUAUCUCUACAAACUGCCCACCAAAUUGUUGAAACUACCCAGUUUAACAAAAAGAACUUGGCUUACCAAGUGGAAAGUACCUGAGGGUUCAUUAGCCAAGAGCUUGCUCCGAGGGAAAGCAGUGGCCAGAGCCAAGCAAAAAUUAAAAUCUCGUCAGUGUCUCUCCAACCCAGACCACAAGGAUUACCACCGAGCUUACAGCCAGACCUCAGUCCAUGCUUACUACGUGCUGGAUAUCUUCACAGAGCAUGGCCCCCUGGACUGUUCUCCGGCCUUGACCUACAUGAGCUGUGGCGUUGGGGAGAGAGCCACUCACCUGAUGCUGAGGGGAGACUCGGAUGGUAGAGUGACUGUGUGGGCGUUACCCCAAGUGUCGGAGAAACAGAUGACCUUGGUUAGGCAGGAGAGUUUUGACAGGCUGCCAGCCCUGAGCCCAAAGUCGAGCACCACCUUACAGGAUUCCUGGAAAGUCAUGUCAUCAUCUCCGCCAGGAAUUCUAGAUGGAAUAUGUGAAAAAGCAGAUGAGCAAAGGGAGCUGAAAGACAGCAACACAGAAAUCUUCAUCACCGCCACCAUCUAUAUUCCGUCUCAAGGGAAAAUUGUGUGCGGCCGCAACAACGGCACGAUUGUGAUUGUGCCAGGGAUAGAUUGUAUCAAGAGUCAGCUGUUGUCGGGGCAAAGUUCUGCUCCCUCCCCUAAGAUCCUGUAUGGCCACCACGGGCGCGUAACCUGCCUCCUAUACCCUUUCAACGAGUCCACACGCUAUGAGCCCCACCACCUGCUGUCCGGAGGCUCUGACUUCUCAGUGGUUCUGUGGGACGUCAAUGGAGGUGUCAAGAUUCACACCUUCACCGUGCAUGGGGGGAGUCUGAGUCACAUGACAGUACCUCCUGCUAACUGCAAUCCACGUAUCCUGUCGUGCAUCUGUUCUGUGGCCGGGGAUCAUUCAGUAGCUCUCUUGAGUCUGAAGGAGCGGAAGUGUCUGCUGCUGGCCUCACGGCACCUGUAUCCGGUCAAACUGAUCAAGUGGCGACCCCUGGACGACUUUAUGCUGGUACAGACCAAGGAUGGGGUGGUCACCGUCUGGCAGAUGGAGACAGGUCACCUGGACAGAGUGAUCGAUGGAAAAACUGCAGAGGACGUACUCAGUAACUGCGAUGAAAACGCGACUCCUGUGGAAGCCCUGACAAACCCCAGCAUCACGCUAGCGCAGGCACUCAAACGGAGAAAUCUGGCAACAUUCCGUAACCUGGCACAGCAAAAACUUCAGAUGGGUGGCCACGCCAACCAGCCCAGCCCUGGCCACAAGUCCGAACUGGUCAAACCUACAGGAUUCCCUCUCCUCAUUCAAGGCAUCAAAACCAACACCAGAGACCCAGAUGCUCAUGUGCUCUUCUUUGACACAGAAGCUUUGAUAGUUCAUCUCCUCACGGAGGAGUACGCCCUUCUGUCGCCGGCUGAGCUGGAGGCUCGGGGCAUGAACGUCCCGGAGAAGGCAUUGUCGGCACAGAGUGACUUGAGUGAGGCUCAGCAGAAACUGUCAGCUGCUGGCUUUGAGGCUUUAGACAGGGUGUCUUCCUUUGAGAUUGUUAACCCUCAUGAGUUGUCUGGGGGUUACUGUGAUGAGGUUUUUGAGGAAGAACAAGAUGUGGACGGGGGAUAUUAUGGCCUGCCUCCACAAGCAUAUCAGGCUUCUGUCAAAAAGCACAAAGGUCCAUCCCUGACUCGUAGAGGGUUGAGCUUGGAUUCUGGAAAAUUUUACUCCUCCCCCCUCCCCUCCCCAGUAAAGUCCUACUUUAGCCCCCCUCAGAGUGCACCUGUAAGGACCCAGCACCAAGUCCUAAAUAGGUCCCAGUCCAGCUCAAAGUUUUCCCCCUUCCGACCGUUUGCCUCAUCCAAGUUGUUCAAGAAGUCGGGCUUCAAGAAACAGCUCUCCCUCCAGCACGACAACCCCCAGCCUCCCCCCCGCACCAAGCCGCAGUUCCGUCGAGCACCUAGUGCACCGGGCGUCCUGAGUGAAGCCAAAACCCUCCCACUGCACGCCAAACACACAUCCUCCUACACCACCACCAAGAGUUCCGUCACAUUUGCGUUAGAGAAUAGGUCACCAUCCCCAAAUGAAGGUGUUCCAGUGUUGGAUGUCAGUGGACAGGGAUAUGAUUCUGGUGGUUUCUUGGCCAAGGCCAAAGAGAAAGCAGAAACUGUGGGCCAGAAAAUCCAGUCUAAGAUGGAAGCUGUGAGCAGCUCUGGGAGCUCAAACUCUGCACCCAUCCAAACCCAGCCUGCCAGCAGUCGAGCAAGCAAAAGGCCCGACUAUAUCAGCAUACAGGAAUCUCUGAGCAUGGCCAUCGGGGAGCUGUUCAUGUCCUGUCUACAUGCCUGGGGUUUGGAUCCCCAGCUGGAUGACCUGUGCGUGGGCAAGCUGGGUCUCCACAAACCCCGCUGCCCCAUCAGCUUCGGCCUCCUGUCACACGGGGGUCACAUGUCUCUGAUGCUGCCUGGCUGGCACAGACAACAGACCUCACACAAGGACGUCCUUGGGGCAGCUGCUGCUUCUGGCCCUUCUGCAAAGCUGCCAACUCUACUCACCCAGCGUACGGGCCAAGCACCGUUUGAAGUGGACAAGUUGAGUGACCAUGACAAUGAUGAGGCAGCUGUCGGAGGAGAAGACAAAGGGGCGCCAGGGGGUCAAGCGGUCAAAGUAUCAUCUGUCAGGCCGGCCAGUCCGGCUAACAAUGCCAGGAGAACAUCUAGUCUGGGCUCAAACCAGCAACAAGCCUAUGAUUUCUCCACUAAGAUUAACUGUCCCCAGCUACGGUGGCAAAUCUCCAGUGCUGUGACCACACAACAUCUACUGAGUGUUAUCUCUGUGGCCAACACACUAAUGGGCAUGAGUCGGGCUGCUUUUCUGCCAGAGAUGCAAGUUCCUAUGCACAGAUCAAGGAAAGAAACAGUAAGUUCAAACCAUGGCAUGGUGCUGCGGGAGACAGACAGUCCAGAGAGUGUGACAUCGAGUGAAGAUACCUCCUCUGACGCUCAAGCUACGAUUCAGGCUCAGGUAAAACAAGGCUGGAGUCUGCUGGCGGCGCUGCACUGUGUUCUGCUGCCAGAGCUGGUGGGCCCCACAAUCUACCAGUGUCCUCAGCUAGAGAUGUUGGCAAGACGCUGGCAGGAUAGAUGUUUGGAGAUCCGUGAGGCAGCCCAAGCGUUGCUAUUAGCCGAGCUACGACGUAUCAACCCCGAGGGGCGUAAGGUCCUACUGGACAAGUGGGCUCCCUUCCUCCCCUCCUAUGUGGACCCAGAACUUUCUCUUCUCAGCAACAUGGGAGGACAUCAUGAGGCAGUGGAGGAAGAUGAUGAUGAAGAAGAUGGAAUUUUGGCUGGUGACAUUCCAGCCCACAAGCUGUCCGUGUCGUUUGAGAGUCGCCGUAAACAAGCCACGGCCAUUGUGAUGUUGGGCGUGAUUGGGGCAGAGUUUGGCCAGGAGAUGGAACCUAGUAGGACCAAGGCUUCCGAGGAGCAGAAGAAGGUCAAGGUCAAGGGAUCGGUGGAGGGAUUCAGCCUCACCAACUACUCCCUCGCCAGGCAUACCAGCAAGGCCUUGACCUUCCUGUUGCUCCAGCCCCCCAGCCCUCGUCUACCCCUGCACACACCCAUUCGACGAGCAGCCAUUGAUCUGAUUGGUCGAGGCUUUACGGUGUGGGAGCCCUACUUGGAUGUGUCAGCCGUACUUCUAGGUUUAUUGGAGCUGAGCAUCGACUCAAACAAACUUAUACCCAGCACAACGUAUGGACUACCUCUGUCCCCCGCGGCUGAUGCCUGUAGGUCAGCACGCCACGCCCUCUCGCUCAUUGCCACUGCGCGACCCCCUGCCUUCAUCAUCACGAUGGCCAAGGAAGUGGCGCGCUUCAACGCAUUGGCUCAGAACGCGCAGUCACAGAGUGCACAUCUACAGAACAUCAUUCUGGCGCGUGCGUCAGCAGAAAUUCUUCAUAUCGUUGAGCUACUGGUGGAGAAGAUUCCUAAUGAUGUCGCAGAUCUCAUAGUGGAGGCCAUGGAUGUCAGCAUGUUCUGCCUGGAUUUGGCAGCUCUAAAGACCAAAGGAUUACCAGAGCUGUUCCCAGCCAUAUGCAGGUUCAGCAUGGUAGCGUAUUGUCAUCAGACCAAGAGGGUCUGGGUCGGAGCCAGGAACGGGCAUUUGGCUCUGUACGAGAUGAAACAACAUUCCAGGUGUCAGAUGCUGCCUGCCCACCAGGGGCCGAUUACAGCCGUGGCCGUCAACCAAGACGGGAAAUAUUUGGCCACCUUCUCGCACAUGGAUCACAAGCUGCGCUUUUGGCAGACUGCGUCCUCCUCUCUGUUUGGCAUCGGGUCUCAGCAGACCAAACUUGUGCGCACCCACAACACCCCGGCCAUCUCCGUGUCCCCCAUCAGCAACAUCCUCAAGCUGGUCAGGCUGGUCUGGGUUGACAAAACGACCGUCGUGUUGCUGACCGUGGAUGGACAGGAGCUGAAGUAUUCCGUGCACUGAGCUGAGUGGAAGGUUUGGGAUGAAAUAUUCUGUGCACUGAGGCGAGUAGAAGGUGAAGAGUGGGUCGGGGAGUGGAUGGGCAUGAGUUGAGGGAAAGUUGGGGGGAGGGGGGGAGUGGAUGGGCAUGAGCUGAAAUAUUCUGUAUGCUGAGCUGAGUGGAACGGGGGGGGAGGGGGGGUGAAAUAUUCCGUGCACUGAGCUGAGUAGAAGGUGAAAAGUGGGUCGGGGAGUGGAUGGGCAUGAGCUGAAGUAUUCUGUACGCUGAGCUCAGUGGAAGGUGGGUGGACAGAGCUGAAGUAUUCUGCGCACUGAGCUCAGUGGAAGGGGGGGAGGGGGAGCGAAAGAAAGAUGGUGGUUGCACAUGAGCGCUGAAAUAUUCUGUACACUGGGCUGAAUGGAAGACGAAGAGGAGGUGUGAAAAGUGCGGGAAGGGGGGAAAAGAUAUAAUGGAUGUACAUGAGUUGAUAAUAUUCUGUACACUGAGUGGGGGUGGGGUGUUUGGCAUAGAUGACAGACAGAGGCUGAAAAUUUUUGUCAACUGGAGUGCGGUGUGUGUGUGUGGGGGGGGGGGGGGGGGGGGUAUAUUUCUUUUGCUUUUUUUUUUUAGUUUUACUGAUGGGCUGUACAAGAAAAUGGAUUUAUUUUUCUUAUUCACUACUGGAGUAUAUUCUAUUUUGAAAUUUUUGGCCCUUUAAUAAGUAACAACUUAUGGCUACCUGUAAAACUGACAAAAUUGGAGUAAGAGCUUUUUCAACAGCUGCUCCCUCAGCAUGAAAUUCCCUCCCAUCGCUUUUAAUAGAGGCACCUUCUUUGAUCGCUUUUAAAUCUUGUCUAAAAACACAUAAAUUUAAAUCCCAUUUGACUAACUAGUUUCAUUCUCCUUCCAGCAACAAGUGUGAUCGGGAGUCACUAUGAUUGUCUUUUUGUAUGUGUUGUCAGAUUACAGGUGUAUAUAUUAUAUUUGAAAGGGUCGGUUUGCAUGAAAGUUUGAUUUAAAUCGUGUUUUAUUGUGAAGCACCUAGAGCCAACAUGGGGUGGGUGCUAUACAGGUGCUCGUUAUUAUUAUUAAUUAUUAUUAUUAUUUGUAUAAUGUGCAUGUAUUUUAGAAUGGCGUGGACAGCUGACCUGAGGGUGGACUAGCGGGGACAUUUGUAGAGGUUUUCUCACUGAUUCUAGAGCUGCUGUGUAGAUGAUAAUCAAUGGUGUGAGUACCUACGGUGGGAGAAUUUGGUUGUGAAAAACUCAUCUUACUAUAAUUUCAUUGACAAUGUUUCUUGCAUCAUGCAGGCAUGGUUUUUCUGACAACUGAUGUGAUCAAUAUGAGAACAUUCCCACUGGGAGGUUCUGAUGUCCUUCCCCCCCCGCAUAUGCUCACUUUACAUUCCUCACUUGAUACUAGUGAUGUCGCUCCCACCCUUCUUUUUCCUUUUUUUUGGGGGGGGGGGGGGGGGGGGGCUUUCUUCCUCUCCAUACCAAUCCCUUCACUGUUGUUUGUCUGUUUCAUGAAGCAGUGUCAAUGACAAAAUUUGAAGCUAUAGCUUUGCAUUGGGGAAAUCCUGUGGGAGAAACAAAUAUCAAAUCUGACUGGGUUGGACUGAGUCUAGCACUCUAUUUUUUUACUAGCCCGCUCCAGUUUGGUUGAACAGGAAAGAAUUAAAAUUAAAGAGUGGAGUUCUGAGACUGGUAGGAAACUGUGUUGGGAAGAGCAUUUGCCUACGAUUUUUUUUUCUGUAAAGGGGUGAGUUUUGUGCGUGCAAAGCUAUAUUUUCUGUGAGACUUUUUUUUUCUUCUGUUUGUAAUAUUGUUUGUUCCUGCUACAUUACAUCUUACAGCGUGCGACAGCUUCUUCCUGAAAUGUGAUAAAAAUUGCGAACUGAGCGCUAUCUUGUUCUAACUCCAAUUUCUAACUUGGGGAAGUUUUUGGCACAGCUGUCAAGCCUGUUGAAAAAUACUCCCUUUGGCUUUGAACCCAAAUGGAUAAUGUCUGUGUUCCAUGCACAGAAUUUUAGUUUCAUUUUGUACAGAGUCCCAUUUUCAUGACUGAAAUUCAAUGCGUUCAAAGUGAUUUACAUCAAAACCAGGUUAAAAUCGAGUUAAUACAAGACAGCUCCAAGCUUGCAAGAUGUUGGCUUGUGUUGUAUUGUCGCAAGCUGGGAUUUCUUGGAAUUGUUUUGUAUCUGAAUAUUUUACACUGUAGUUUUUUGUCAAUAUUAUGAGUCAUGGUAAAUACUUUCACACACUAGUAAACAGGAUAUAGCUUUUAUUGUCAGUGUAAAGUACUCUAUGGCUUGGUGCUCCUAUUUUAUUGUUUGUUACAUGUGAAGCUGGAAAGCUUUUUGACCACCUAAGGCUUUUCUCUCAAGGUGAAAGUGGUGAGAGAGACUCAAAAUUUGUACAACAAGGGAGCGUUUACUCGCAUGACUAACAGUAAUAACUACACUGGAUUACUACUUUUCAGUAUGGUUGAACCUGUCCAUAACAACUCUCCAUUGUCAAGGAGAAAACAGGUCAUCUUAAUGUUGUGGACAGAGUCAUUAUAGUAUAGAAUAAACACAAUUGGGGAGUGGCCGUUAGUACAGGUGAUUGUCUUAUACAAGUGGCCGUUAGAACAGGUUCUACUGUAUGUCUUCUUUUAGUCCUACAUGUAUUUCCCCCUUAAUUUUCAGAUCAUAUUGAUGGUACUAAGUAGAUUUCUUCAUUAUACUUUCAUUCUUUGAACGUACUAGUCAGGAAAUUUUGUGUAUGUAUUCUGUUACAUGUAUUACAAUAAAAAGUUGAUUUAAUA
This is a messenger RNA of Aplysia californica (California sea hare), 8305 nucleotides long. RefSeq names its product WD repeat-containing protein 7. Lineage: Eukaryota; Metazoa; Mollusca; Gastropoda; Aplysiida; Aplysiidae. The record is from RefSeq and is a predicted model, not a curated record. Gene Ontology annotation, cellular component: cytoplasm. Gene Ontology annotation, molecular function: protein binding.